CAAUGUAACAAUGUUCUUCUCUUUUAAUCAUGUUCCUCUUCGCGUCUCAAAACUGGAUCUGGAUGCGAGACUUUUCUUUCUUUCUCUGGAUGCGGGACAGUAUCGCUGCUGGCAUCAUAGCUCAGUUAGUGGAAUGCUUGUCUAGCAUUCACAAGGUCCUGGGUUCGAUCCUCAGCACCACAUAAACUAGGCGUGAUGGUGCGUGCAUACCUCUAAUCCCAGCACUGGGGAAGGGGAAGCAGAGUGACCAGAACUCCAAGGUCAUCUUCAGCUCCGUAGUGAGAUUCAGACCAGUCUGAACAAGAGACUCUGACCUUGUCGUAAGAGGGGGGAAGGGAGGAUGGGAAGGCAUUUCAUUGUUAUCCAGGCUGGCCUUGAACUCCAGGGCUCAGCCUUGGAAGGCUAGGCUGCCGUGUGCACCACCGAAGCCAGCACAGAUAGGGGCUUGAGAGCUUUGGAGUCAUGUUGUUACGGAAUCCUGGGAACCCUAAACUCUGGAGUUUUGUAGUCAGUGCUAUCCUCCGCCUUCAAACCCUCAGGCCCAGGAAGAGAAGCCUAGGAGAUGAGGGCACGAGGGGAAACCCAGAGCCACUUGCUCCAGGAAGGUACCUGAUCCCUGGGAGCUGUUGUUCCUUCCUCUGCAGCGUGAGAGUGGGAAUAGACAGUUUGGGGCUAAGUAGAGCCUUUGGCCGGGCUGCCAGGGUCUAAUCUGUGCACCUUUGCUAGCCCAGCAGUCUUGGCAAAUUUCCCAGCCUCUAGUUGCCUCCCGCUUUGUCUAUCAGAUGAUGGAAAUGGCCACCACAUGCCUUAUGUGUCAUAAUGAGAAUUAGAGGGUAGCCCCAGCCAGAAGGGUUCUCUGCUGGUGAGGUGGGAAGAGGGCUGUGGGAGUGGGAUUGGGGUGACCCUGUGUAGUGAUGCCAUUUUAUAGUACUGUUGGGCUCUUGCAGCACUGCAGACUCCAGGGAAACCAUCCAGGCCCAAGCUGUAGUGCCACUGUGGGCCUUGACAUCAGCGCUGAGGUGACUGAAGGGAUCCAGGUGACAGGAACAGGUGCCCACAUCAUAGAGUACAGGGAACCUUUAGUGGUCCUGUGCCACCUGUAACCACCCCAGAGGAAGGGGGCCUUACUGCCUUGAAUCUACUGGCCUCUCUGUAUUGGCACAUGUGGGGAGGGGACAGGGCAAGGCUCCUUAUUAAAAGAUGGUCUGGCAGGCCUGCAGAGGCCUUGUUCCACUUGGUCCUGCUGCAAAGCUUGGCUCACCCCAAAUAAACAGAUACCCCUGUGUCUUGAUUAUCUGCUCUAUGCUGGGCCCUUUGGGAGCUUCUCUGGCCUCUGUCUACUCUCGAAGAAGCCCAAGAGGUUGUUGUGUUUCUGCCCAGUUAGCAGAUGGGUAGACUGAGGCCCAGGACUAGCAAGGAAAAGGGCCAGGGCUCAGACCUGGGUCUCUGUAGCCAGCCACUUGACACUUGCCAUUUUGGUUUGCUUGUAGAUAAGGACAAGAUACCUUACCAUCAGGGGCUACCAUGUGGGCUCCCUGGAUCCCAGCAUCAGUUGCAUGCAUUUGUGUUUUUUUUCUAGAAGGUUCUCAAAGUUUGCUUGCUGGACUGGUUGAAGGCUGUCAUUAAAUUUUAAAAUCAUUUGUCCAGCAAAGUGAGUGGACUUGCACCCGAGAGGACAGUCCAGGAGGACACCCAGCCUGGAAGACAGCCCCCUUAGCUCUAGUCCCAAGUUCUAGACCUGGCUCCACCCUCAACACCCUCUUUGAGUUUGAGGAGUUCUUACUGUCUGUGCCUCAGUUUUCUCAUGUAAAACAAGCUUUCUACCCUGUGUGGCUGCAGAGUGUGACGGGAGCAGCCUGCAGUACUGAGAGCCAGCAUAACCAGUCUUGGCCUUAGGAACAUUCUAGAAAGACAGAUCACAGGCACAUAGAUCUGCUUCUAUUUUGCCCUCUGCAGAUCCUGUAAGGUUGCACUAUGGUGACACCACUGUACAGAUGAACAUGGAGCAGUGAGGCCAGUAUCUACAUCCAAGGUCACGCUGCCGUGAGAUAGUCUGACUCGGAUGAACAACCGAAGGCCAUCCACCAUGGCUACUUCUUGGUAGAGAGACAUGGCUCUGGCUUGAUUAUUCUGGUUGGGAGGGAGCUGACUCCUCUAGGAUUGUCAGUCUAGGACGUGGGUAGUCACAGCCCUCGAUUCGAUUUGUAGCCUUAACUGUACCAGGGGAAGAUAGAGCACAGCUCUGGUCCUGCUGCAUGGGUGGGGCCAGGAGGCUCCUCCCACUUACAUCAUUCACAGCUGUAUCCAUCCUGCUUCUCUUCAGCCAGGCCUGAGACAGAGGGAGAUGCCAACAAGGAGUGUAAAUAGGAUGUGCCCAAGGACCCUCUGGUGGGCCAGUUCCUUGUCACUGGUGACACCAGCCUAUUCGUGCCGCACAAGGGCUGGAAGGAGACUCCAGCCUCACUUUGCCCACACCCUCAGACCAAUGCCAUUAUUGCGAGAGUUUGGGUUUUGUUUUCAGAACCAUGUCUUAUCCUGUAGCCCAGGCUGGCCUGGAACUCACUAUAUCACCCAAGCUAACCUCAAUGUCUCAGCAAUCCUCCUGCCUCAGACUCUCAUGUACUGGAAUUAUGGGGUGAGCACUAUUAUUCCCAGCUUCUGGUUCCUUUCUUUCUUCCUUCCUUUCUUUUUUCUUUGUCUGUCUGUCUGUCUGUCUGUCUGUUUUUCCAGAUAAGGUUUCUCUCUGUGCAGUCCUGACUGUCUUGGAACUCUCUUUCUGUAGACCAGGCUGUCCUUGAACUCAGAGAUCCACCUGCCUCUGCCCCCCAAGUGCUGGGACUAAAGGGAUGUGCCACCACUGCCUGGCAUGGGUUUUUUUUUUUCCCAAUAGAUCCUGGAAAGGGCUAGUGUCUACAGUGCCCAGCCCAUGUAUGUCAUCAGGCGACACCUGAGUGUGUCCUGCUUUUUCAUACGGUGUCAUCCCAGCCUCCUCCCUGUCUUUAGACAGUGCCCAGCCUCCCGCUCCUACCAUGCCUGAAUUCUUAGCCAGGCAACACCCUGCAUCCAGAACAUUCUGUAUGUCACACACCCCUUUGUGGGAUCCCCAUGUCACAGAGAUGUGACAGUCCUCUGCAUCUCAGGCUCUGCCAAAUGAGACCCAGAACUCUGUAUCUCAGAGACCUCAGAAGGAGUGAGCCUUAGAUGGGACGUCAUGGAAGGUGCCUAGCAAGCUGGAAAGGCCUUGGUGGUGGCUGCUGUCACCCUGAGCUAUAUUGGCGGUAGCCUUUCUACCGUGCUUGUCCCCGAAACAAGAGGCUGGGUUUUACAUUCCGUGCCCACCUGACUCAAUGCAGUUUCCCGGCUAGAGUGAGCCUCCAUAUGCACACAGCCACACUGCUUACAUACAACCUCAUCUUGUCCCCAUCACUGGGGCACCUUAACUCUAUUUUUGAGUCUGGCUCCAAAAUAGACUUUCCUGGGAUUAUGUGACAGGAAGGGGCAUCCAGGAAGGCUUCCUGAAGGAGGUGGCUGGCACUGAGCUAGCAGGAUAGCAGGGCUGAGUCUGGCUGGCAUUCUAGGUAGAGUGAAGAAGGGAGCUUCAUGUGAGGGGCGUGGCCAAACCUAGCCUCAGCAGGGUUGAGUGGGGUGUAGACAUUGUGUGCUGAGCUGUGCCAAGAUUCCCUGAAGUCAUCUUGGGUCAGAAGUGAAAGGAGAUGUCUCAGAAAAAGAAAAAGUGGUGUGACUGGCUAUUCACACCACUUCAGGCCUGGACAGGAAGGGGUGUACUUUAGGCUUCAGGGCUUCGGGCAACCGCCUGGGACCUGCUCCGUAAGCAUGAUAAAAUAUUUAUCGGGAGCCAGGCAGCUGGGCUUCCCUGCGCAGGCUGCCAUGGGCAGCUCCCACCGAAGCUGGCUGCAGCCUCCCCAAGUUCCGCUGAGUCACAGCCCGUGAGCCCUCUGCCCAGCCCACCUGCUUGCUGUCCUGUGGCCACGUGGAUUCCUCAUAAUAUGUAAGCCAUUGGGUAGCCCCAAGACCUGGGCACCCAGAACAGUGAAUGCUGAGCCAACAUCAAACCGCUCUGGACUGUGCAGGCCUCCGCCAAGGUCACAGGCAGACAGGCCAAGGGUACCCCUUCCCUCGCCCACCCUGCAGCUUCUGGCUCCUGAGCAAGGUUGAAGUUCAUGAGUUCGCCCAGCCUCAGUGACCUGGGCAAGAGGGAGCCGGGCGCGGCGGGUACGGACGAGCGGGGCACGCAGCAGCGCCGGGCCUGCGCCAACGCCACCUGGAACAGUAUCCAUAACGGAGUGAUCGCGGUCUUCCAGCGCAAGGGGCUGCCCGACCAGGAGCUCUUCAUCCUCAACGAGGGCGUCCGGCAGCUGCUGAAGACGGAGCUGGGGUCCUUCUUCACUGAGUACCUGCAGAACCAGCUGCUCACGAAGGGCAUGGUGAUUCUUCGUGACAAGAUUCGCUUCUACGAAGGACAGAAGCUGCUGGACUCAUUGGCGGAGACCUGGGAUUUCUUCUUCAGUGAUGUGCUGCCAACCCUGCAGGCCAUCUUCUAUCCUGUGCAGGGCAAGGAGCCGUCGGUGCGCCAGCUCGCCCUGCUGCAUUUCCGGAACACCAUCACCCUCAGCGUGAAGCUGGAGGACGCGCUGGCCCGCUCUCACGCGCGUGUUCCCCCUGCCAUCGCACAGAUGCUGCUGGUACUGCAGGGGGUACAUGAGUCCAGGGGUGUGACUGAAGACUAUCUGCGCCUCGAGACACUGAUUCAGAAGGUGGUGUCGCCGUACCUGGGCACCUAUGGUCUCUAUUCCAAUGAAGGACCUUGUACCCAUUCCUGUAUCCUCGAGAAACGAUUCCUACGCCGCUCCCGCUCUGGGGAUAUCCUAGCCAAGAACCCAGUGGUGCGCUCCAAAAGCUACAACACUCCCCUGCUCAAUCCUGUGGCCGAGCAUGAAGCAGAAGGCACAGCAGCCAGCGGCACGAGCAUCCGCAGACACUCAGUCUCCGAGAUGACAUCUUGUCCGGAGCCCCAGGGCUUUGUGGACACGCCUGGCCAGGGCCCUUCGGGGACCUUCCGGUCUUCUCCAACACCCCACUCAGGGCCUUGCCCCAGCAGACUAUACCCCCCUGCCCAUUCCCCGGAACAGGGCCCAGGCCAUGGCUCCCCAUCCACCUCCAGCCCAGAGACUCUUGUGGACCAGAUCCUGGAGUCCGCGGACUCAGACUCGGAAGGGAUAUUCAUUGACUUUGGGCGGGGAAGUCGCUCCAGUGUGUCUGACUUUGAGGCACCGGGAGGCCGGCCAAGUGUUGUGUGAUGGCCUGAGACUAGUUCAUGUUUUUACUGAGCCCUGUGUGUUUGCGUGCCUGUGUAUGUGUGUAUGUGUGUGUGUGUGUGUGUGUGUGUGUGUGUGUGUGUGUGUGUGUGUGUGUGUGAGAGAGAGACUUGUUACUCUUGCCAGCCCCCGUCACUGCCUCAAGUCACUUUAUACUCCCAGUCUGUUGGAAAACCCAUCCACCACCCCUGCUCACCCGGACUGAUUGGGACCCCCAGUUGGCACUGCCCAGAUGCAUACUCAACCACCUGGAGGAUGGAUGGGGUCACCAUGUGCCCUCCUGCCCACCCCACCCUUGGUGCCCACACUUACCCAGGAAAAUGUGAAACCAGCGGGCUCUGCCUAUGCCAGCCCAGCCUGGCCUCCGGAGUGACGGGACUCAAGCCACAGUCAGACCUGCCUGCCUGCCUCCCUCUGCUCUGGGUGGCCACAAAAUAGGAAGGCAUGAAAUAAAUUUACAGCCCCAGACUCCUGUCUGCCCCCUGGUGUCCUUCUGGGACCUCCCCCCACCCACCCAACCACCCAACUUCCCUGACUUCGCUUUCCUGUCAGUCGCAUUCCCAGGCUGGGGCCAAGGCCGCUUGUUCUUAGGUCCAGUGUUGCUAUGUCAUCUUUUUUUGUUUGUUUGUUUUUUUUGAGACAGGGUUUCUCUGUAUAGCCCUAGCUGUCCUGGAACUCACUUUGUAGACCAGGCUGGCCUUGAACUCAGAAAUCCUCCUGCCUCUUCCUCCCAAGUGCUGGGAUCAAAGGCGUGCGCUACCAUGCCUGGCUAUUGCUAUGUCAUCUUAAUGGAAGGGCCUAGAGCACAUAAGGAUGUCCCGAGACCUUAAUGAGUGAUACUUAAGCCUAAGACGAACCCUGAGAGUCCCUGGUCCUGGCCCUGGCAUAGGCAUUGACCCCAUGCAGCCAGGAACAGAAAGGGGUCACGAGAUCUACUGAUCCUGCUCUUUGUUUGGUAAGAGUGGGAAAUCGGGCAGAGGCAGAGGCAGGAUGGCCAGAUCUGGCCCAAAAAUAGGACAGGAGGCAGCUAUUUAUGCUUGUGGGCCCAUGGGAUCUGCUGGAGAUAGAGGAUGGAAAAGCUCCUCCCAACCCUGAGUGGGAGAAACAACCUGUUCCAGCCGGGGGUGGCCCGCUCGAGCUUCAGUGUUCCCUCUAAGAGCACAUGGUCACCUCACAGGGUGUCUUAGGGUUACUGUGCUGUGAUAAGGAAGUCAAGGCAAGAGCUUGGAGGCAGGAGCUGAUGCAGAGGCUGUGGGAUUGCUGCUUGUUCUCCAUGGCUUGUUCAGCCUGUUCCCUUUGUCUUGUUCUGAAACAGGGUCUCUCAACAUAGCCUGGCUGUUCUGGAACUCACUACGUAUACUACGUAUACUAGGCUGGCCUCUGGCAACUCAUGGAGAUCUGCCUGCCUUGCCUCCUGAGUGCUAGCUAGGAUUAGAGGCCUGUCCCACCACACCAGGUCCAGCCUGUGUUCUUAUAAAACCCAGGACCACGAGCCCAGGGUUGACCCUACCCACAAUGGGCUUGGCCCUCACACAUCACACACCAAUUAAGAAAAUGCCCUACAGGCCUGUCUGCAGCUCUAGCUUAUGAAACACUUUGUCAAUUGAGGUUCCCUCAUCUCGGAUGACUCUAGCCCGUGUCAAGCUGACAUAAAACUGGGCAGCACGCAAGUGCUCCCCCAGGCUCGAGACACGCAGGGCAUCAGGCAGGAACCUGAAUCUGGAGAGAAAGCUCAAGUUCCUAGCUGGAAACUAGCAGCAUCGAUGGAGGCUCUCAGGAAAGCAAGAUAGGCCUGGGACCUGGCUUAGCUCUGCCACCCUGCCUCCCUCAACACCAUCAAAGUCAUUGUUAAACCUCACUACUCUGGAACCCCUCUGAGAGGUAGAAAUUGGAAUUAUGGGUAGAGAGUUCCGCUGCGUCGGCAGUUCUACUGUAAGCAGAAUGAAGUAUCUCGUUGCUACUUCAUAACUAUAAUUCUGAUACCGUUAUGAAUCAUAAUGGAAAUAGUCGAUAUACAGGAUAUCUGAUAUGUGACCCCUGUGAAAGGGUCACUGGGCCUCCAAAGGAGGUCAUGCCCCACAGGUUGAGAAACGACAGAGGAACAGAAUUGACAGAAUAUAUAUAAGAGGUAGGCGCUAAUGUCAGAGAAGGAAUGGUCUUGCCAGCGAGAGUAAAGAAGGUAAGCAGGCAAAGAGAGCAAGCUUCCUUCGUCCUGUCCCGUAUAUAGGCUGCUACCAGAAGGUGUGGCCCAGGUUAAAGGUGGUUCGUCCCACUUUAAAAGAUCCAGACUAAAAGUGGGUCUUCUCAUUUCAAGUGAUUUAAUUAAAAAAGGAAAAUAAAAUCCCUCACGAUUGUACACAGCAGUUGGGUUUUAGUUAACUUUAGUUAUAGUCAAAUUGACAACCAAAAAUAGCUGUCACACCAGGUGUACAGAGACAGGUGCACCAGGAUGUGACAUGCAAAUAUGUUGCUAGGGUGCCCCACCCACUCCUUGAAAGAGCCCUAAACCAGGCAGGUUCCUGAUUUGUGAACCUAUACCAACCGGCCUUGUGCUGGCUGAAAUGAGUUGUUUCAUGGUUUGUAGCCUCUCCUCCCCACUCCCUUUCCAGGCAGCUCCAUCUUUGUCCACUGAAACUCCCAGUGCCUGCCCUGUGUCCUAUUAGUUCCUAGGUCAGCACAGGGCAUGGGAUGCCCAGUGUGUGUGUUGGGGGGUGAGGGGCUCCCAGUGUCCUAGGCUGAUUCCAUGGUUUCUGUGGGCCCACCUUCCUCUGCAGACCUGCAAUGUGUGUUUCUGCCACCGGUGGGGUUGGGAGGCAGGUGUCACAAUUGACUGAUCAGAGAUUCCAGCACACAAGCAAAACAUACAAGAAGCCCACGCACUGCCCACUGUCAUGGGAAGGGACACCAGGCCCUAUCUAUUGGUCAUUGACUCUGAGCCCUAAUCCACUCUCCUUUGUGUGUAUGAGGUAGGGGUGGGGAUAUAGGGAACCCACAGGAAACAGCUGUUAGGAAUUUUUAUUUUUUUGUAAUGUUGAGUGGGGUAUGAUGGGUACGCUCGCCUUUAAUCCCAGUGCUUGAGAGACCAAGGCAGGUGGAUCUCUGUGAGUUCAAGGACAGCCUGAUCUACAUAGCCAGUUCUAAGCCAGCUCUAGUGACAUGACGAAACAAUGACCCAAAACAAUAAAAUGACAUUGGAAACAUGUA
This is a messenger RNA of Mus musculus (house mouse), 8540 nucleotides long. It is a transcript of the gene Prr5, whose product is annotated as proline rich 5 (renal). Lineage: Eukaryota; Metazoa; Chordata; Mammalia; Rodentia; Muridae. Gene Ontology annotation, cellular component: TORC2 complex. The record is from RefSeq and is a predicted model, not a curated record. The transcript is spliced from 9 exons. The coding region runs from base 4182 to 5318 and encodes 378 amino acids.